Molecule: messenger RNA, 1779 nt
Organism: Aspergillus viridinutans
Lineage: Eukaryota; Fungi; Ascomycota; Eurotiomycetes; Eurotiales; Aspergillaceae
Product: dolichyl-P-Glc:Man(9)GlcNAc(2)-PP-dolichol alpha-1,3-glucosyltransferase ALG6
Exons: 3
Coding region: 1-1779 (592 amino acids)
Biological process (GO): protein N-linked glycosylation
Cellular component (GO): endoplasmic reticulum membrane
Molecular function (GO): dolichyl pyrophosphate Man9GlcNAc2 alpha-1,3-glucosyltransferase activity
Source: RefSeq, a predicted model, not a curated record
AUGGCUCCUCCGACUCCUUCAUCCCAUCGGCCACGGAAGAGGAGAAAGUAUCCCACUGGCUCGAACAACUCCCUCAUUCUUGACGCUGAGGGUGGAAGAUCAUCCCCUGCGUUCCCUCUCGUCUCGUUCCUGUGGGCUGCUAGAGCUGGUGUAUCUCAAUGGCUGGUGCUACCUCUGAUCCUUAUGGUGGUAGGCCUCUUCCGUUGGGCUGUCAGCCUAUGGGGCUACUCUGGUUUUCAGGUGCCUCCAAUGCAUGGUGAUUUCGAAGCGCAAAGACACUGGAUGGAGCUCACCAUCCACCUCCCCAUCUCGAAAUGGUAUCUCUACGACUUGCAGUACUGGGGACUUGACUACCCGCCUCUGACGGCAUACCAUAGCUGGCUGCUGGGGAAGAUUGGAAGCGCUCUUGACCCCUCCUGGUUUGCCCUCAAUGAUUCGCGCGGCUUUGAGGAUCCAAGAUUGAAGGUCUUCAUGCGGGGAACCGUGAUGGCUUCCGAGUACCUUGUCUACAUCCCGGCCGUCGUUAAUUUCCUUCGUCGUUAUACUCGGAUGCAAGGUGUUCCAGUCUGGUCCGCCUCAAUUGCCCUCGUCGCGAUUCUAUUGCAGCCCGCAACCAUUCUGAUCGAUCAUGGCCAUUUCCAAUAUAACACUGUGAUGCUGGGACUUGUUGUCGCAAGUUUGGAUGCUAUAUUGGCCGGACGGAUGCUGUGGGCUUGUCUCUUCUUUGUCGGCGCCUUGGGCUUCAAGCAGAUGGCGCUCUAUUACGCCCCGGUCAUGUUCGCCUUUCUUCUAGGCGUUUGCAUCUUCCCCAGGAUACGAAUUCUUCGUCUUCUGAACAUAGCCAUUAUCACCAUCCUUGCAUUUGCACUAUUGUUUGCCCCGCUGCUGGUCGCCGCAACCAGUGCCGAAGGUCGUGGCUAUCUGAGUGCAUCUCCACAACCUCCUUUGCUCCAGGCUCUGCCUAUCCAGCUGUCAAAGGACUCAUUCCUAUACGCACCCAUCUUUCAGCUGAUGCAAAUCAUUCACCGUGUGUUCCCAUUCACCCGUGGUUUGUUUGAAGACAAGGUCGCCAACGCUUGGUGCGCCAUCCACACGUUCUACAAGCUUCAUCGGUUCGAGGCGAGCCUUCUCCAGCGCGUCUCACUUGGCGCCACACUGGCAUCCAUUAUAAUCCCUUGUGGGAUCAUUUUCCACCACCCGCGAGCAUCUCUACUUCUCCCAGCUUUGGCCAGCGUAGCCUGGGGCUUCUUCCUUUUCUCCUUCCAGGUUCAUGAAAAGAGUGUGCUGUUGCCCUUGCUUCCCAUGACACUCCUCCUUGCAAGUGAUGGCGGCCUGAGCAAAGACACCCGGGCCUGGGUUGGAUGGGCCAACGUCCUGGGCUCCUGGACCAUGUAUCCUCUUCUCAAGCGCGACGAACUCCGGAUCCCGUACUUCGUCAUGACGGGUCUCUGGGCCUAUCUGAUGGGUCUUCCACCGACUUCCUUUGAGACAUAUCGCAGCCGAACCCCUGUGGGCGAAUCAGGUCCUGUCUCCGAGCCUCGCAUACUCACGAAACUGCUGCAUUCUUGCUUCUACCUGGCCAUGAUCGUUUGGCAUGUCCUCGACGCAUUUGUGCCUCCACCGGAGGGCAAGCCCGAUUUAUGGGUGGUGCUGAACGUCCUGAUUGGCGCGGGUGGAUUUGGCAUUGCUUACCUGUGGUGUAUGUGGAGACUGAUCACGCAAUGCUGGCAGAUUGAUCGCAAGGCAGCAGAAGAGGAGAGCCGGAAAAAGAAGCAGUGA